Triticum turgidum subsp. durum (durum wheat) is the source of this 888-nucleotide messenger RNA. Lineage: Eukaryota; Viridiplantae; Streptophyta; Magnoliopsida; Poales; Poaceae. The record is from the annotation of a GenBank genome assembly.
AUGCUGCGAUCCCUCGCCGCCGCCGCCGCGCGCUCGCCGGCGGCCGCCGCGUGGCGGCGCCUCCUCCACCAUGGCAGAGGCAUCGGCGGAGGGGAGGAGGCGGAGAGCAUGGCGUACCGCAUGUCGAUGCUGCGGGCUCCUCCUGUCGCGCGUAAGAAGGAUAUUGUCAGCUCCAACUCGUGCAGCCUCAUCGGCCGCCUCAACGCGCCGGUGCGCCUGCACCGGAACAGCUCCGAGGAGGACCCGAAGGCUUACACCUUCCUCUGCGUUACGCCCUCUUCCGCGUCCUCGUCGACCUCUGUAAACAAUUUGAACAGUGUGACAUUGCAGAUGAAGGGCGCUAUGGCAAAUGUGUGCCUGAAGCAUUUGAAGUACAAUGACCUUGUACAUGUAUCUGGUCUUCUGAACUCUUAUCAUAAAGUCAGUGGAACUGGUGAGAAGUAUAUGUGCUAUAAGAUCCACGUCAAGGAACUGAAUUACGUUCAUGAUCCCAAGAAGCCUAGGAAUGAUAAAGACUCGGUAGAUCCGGCAUCAACACCAUCUGCGGAUAGUCAAACACUUGAAGAAAUCAAGUACAGAGAAAGGCUUCGUCUGUGGCAGGUCUUCUUUGCCAGCCCUUACGAGUGGUGGGAUAACCGGCAAUACAAACCAUAUGCCAGUUGCCCUGAUUUUAAGCACAAGGACACCCGUGAGCAGCUAUGGCUUCAUCCAGAUGACCCUCCUUGGGUAAGAAAGCAGCUCGAAUUGAUUGACCAGCAAACAGCAGAGAGUGGUCGCAGGGAUGGCAGAGGGCGCUUGACAAACCCAAGAUGGAACGCUCAAGACUUCAACUACUCUGACGAAUGUGACGAUGAUGAGCAGGACACACAAAGGCAGGCGAAUGGAUGA